Messenger RNA from Danaus chrysippus (African queen), 624 nucleotides. The record is from the annotation of a GenBank genome assembly. NCBI's taxonomy places the organism in Eukaryota, Metazoa, Arthropoda, Insecta, Lepidoptera, Nymphalidae.
AUGACUUUCGUUCCCCAGGUACCAGCUACCUACUGCCUCAACCUUGGUCUUAUAUCAGGAGACUUGAGCCGUAAGAGUAACCCGCUUAUCAUAAAAAAGACAUCACACUUAUCACCAGUGACAAUCAAUAUAAAGUCUGGUUUACCCAGAGUACCAUAUUUGCCGACACCUCUACUCCCUCGGAAGCUGUCAAGAAAACCAUCUACAUCACAAAGGAAAAUCAAACGUCUUCUAAAAGAGACAGCGCUAAAACGAAAACUGUUAAAGAUACCAAAAUUAAGAAAGAUUCCCAAGCUACCAAAAUUCCCACGCUUACCUCUAAUACCGAUUUUACCUAAAUUACCUCUGUUACCGUUACCAUUAUUACCCAUCAUACCACCGUUGCCUCUUUUACCACCGAUUCUACCGAGUGUUACAAAACUACUGAAACCUCUGCGCGUUCCAAUAAUAGGUAAAAGUAAAUUGCAAAAAGCAUUAGGCUCAGAACUAAAACCAGUUCAAAUACCUUGGACAGGGAAAGAUACGAGAAAUAGAAAAGGUAUUUUAGAAAAACUCUUAAAAUUAAGAAGAAAUGGCGCACUAUCGGCCGCUGAAUUUCACAGGUUUAAAAAACUUUUGUUGUGA